Vicugna pacos (alpaca) is the source of this 5127-nucleotide messenger RNA. Lineage: Eukaryota; Metazoa; Chordata; Mammalia; Artiodactyla; Camelidae. The record is from RefSeq and is a predicted model, not a curated record.
UGUUGCCAUGCACCAGACACCGCUCCGUGUAACACUGAGCGUGACUGACAGGUCCCUGCUUUUGUGGGACUUUGGUUCUGGUGGAAUUUAUCACUAAACUAACAGAUGGUGAUAAAUGCUGUAAAUAAUGAACGAAGGCAAAGUGAGAAGUAAUUGCUGGUAGCACUGGGGCCAUUUUUAACGGGGUGGUCAGAGGCAGCUUCACUGAGAAGAAUUUUAGGAAAGGACAAUGGAUCAACCUAGUGGAAGGAGUUUUAUGCAAGUAUUAUGUGAAAAAUAUAGUCCUGAAAACUUCCCUUACCGCCGUGGUCCUGGGAUGGGAGUCCAUGUCCCAGCCACACCUCAGGGCUCUCCUAUGAAAGAUCGCCUCAACCUCCCGAGUGUACUGGUGUUGAACAGCUGUGGAAUAACCUGUGCAGGAGACGAAAAAGAAAUCGCUGCCUUCUGUGCUCACGUGUCGGAACUAGAUCUUUCUGACAACAAACUGGAAGACUGGCACGAGGUCAGUAAAAUUGUGUCAAAUGUUCCCCAGUUGGAGUUUCUAAACCUGAGUUCCAACCCUCUGAAUUUAUCGGUUUUAGAAAGAACGUGUGCUGGGUCCUUCUCUGGGGUUCGAAAACUUGUCCUCAACAACAGCAAAGCUUCUUGGGAGACAGUCCACACGAUACUGCAGGAGUUACCAGAUUUGGAAGAGCUCUUCCUGUGCCUUAAUGACUAUGAAACAGUGUCUUGUCCUUCUAUUUGCUGUCCUUCUCUUAAGCUACUACAUAUAACAGACAAUAACCUCCAAGACUGGACUGAAAUACGCAAGCUAGGGGUUAUGUUUCCUUCGCUGGACACCCUUGUCCUGGCUAACAAUCAUCUGAAUGCUAUCGAGGAGCCUGAUGAUUCAUUGGCCAGGUUGUUUCCUAAUCUGCGAUCCAUCAGCCUCCACAAGUCAGGUUUGCAGUCCUGGGAAGACAUUGACAAACUAAACUCAUUCCCUAAACUUGAAGAAGUGCGGUUGUUAGGAAUUCCUCUUCUGCAGCCAUACACCACCGAGGAGCGAAGGAAGUUGGUAGUAGCCAGAUUGCCAUCAGUUUCCAAACUUAAUGGCAGUGUUGUUACCGAUGGCGAGCGCGAAGAUUCUGAGAGAUUUUUUAUCCGUUACUAUGUGGAUGUUCCGCAGGAAGACGUGCCGUUCAGGUAUCAUGAACUGAUCACAAAAUACGGGAAGUUGGAGCCUUUGGCAGAAGUGGACCUAAGACCCCAGAGCAGCGCGAAAGUCCAGGUCCACUUUAACGACCAGGUGGAAGAGAUGAGCAUUCGUCUGGACCAAACAGUGGCAGAACUAAAGAAACAACUGAAAACUCUAGUGCAGUUACCCCCUAGCAACAUGCUUCUCUACUAUUUCGACCACGAAGCGCCCUUCGGCCCAGAGGAGAUGAAGUACAGCUCUCGGGCCUUGCAUUCUUUCGGCAUUAGGGAUGGGGACAAAAUUUUUGUGGAAUCCAAAACAAAAUAACCUCGCCAGCCUUGUGAGAACACACACAGUAGGACUUCCUGCAGGGCAUUUGUUUCCUUGAGGUUUUCUUCAGGAGGGAGAAGGUUGUUUUGUUUUGUUUCAUUUUGUUUGGGUUUCGGGGGGUUUUGUACAUGUCCCCCUAGAAUGGGUAGGGGGCUGUUUUGGUAUUUUGUACCACAGAUUUUUUCGGCUCUGCCACCAGAACUGGUCACAUCUCCAGUCCCUGUGCCCUCCCUCGUGAAAGAUGACUAAGCAGUCGCCGACUUCUUACUGUGUUCCCUGGGCUCUGCCUGCCGCUUGGUGUCACGCCCGCACAGGUGUCCUUGUGAUGGCGGUGUGAGCGGUGUAUCCCCUGAGAAGGGUGGCUUGCACUUAAAUCAGGAAACAAGGAGUCUUUUCAGGAAGGAGCACUUCUCUCUCCCAAUUCCUCCUUUCCCCCCUCCCUCCCUCUCCUUUGCUUCUUUGGUUCAGUUUUUCACAUUUUGACUCGGGUCCAUACAUGUUUACCUAGUAAUUUUAUUCUGUCCAUAAUUAACUUCUUAUUCUCAAGUUGGGUAAUUUUUUUCUCCAUUUCUCCCUUUUGAAAUCAUUUAAAGUGUUUUAAACAUUUGUCAACCUGAUUCUGAUCUCAGGUACUUAGUUAGAACCUAUAGCUCUGUUAGGGUCUGGAAGAAGAGUAGAUGAAGUGUUACAACUCCAGGAAAACUUGCUGUUCAUUCUGGAAGCACAACACAGCAGUCUGAGCUCUUUGCAUGUAACCAUCUCAGUUUUAAUGUUCCUCCCACAAUGUAUCAACCAUUACUGACAGGAAAUACGUCAGAUUCCAGAAUUCUUUGAUUUUUGCAUUUUGAAUGUAUUUCUUCAUUAUCUGUCUAUCUUUUUCAUUACUUUAAACUGUGGGGAAUGGAGGCCUGACUUUAAGAAGAAUCCAAUAGUUUAAUGGAUGUAUGUGCCAGGAGAGCUAAGACUCAGCUAAUAAACUCUCUAGUGUGUGUGAGGGAGUUGAGUAGGGGGGCCUGUGGGAGAAAGAGUAUUGUGGCUUCCUGCCUGCCAUCAUUUGAAGACUUUGCUCUUGCACUUUGCAUUAGAAGUGGGAAAUUUUGAUCCAAGGGAGCUUUGAUCCCCGGUUCUUCCCUGGGAUUUUGCGAUGUCAUAAUUGAACAAUUAUUUUUGUUUUACGUUUCAGUUAGUUGCCCCCACAGCUCUGACUAAUCUGGGAAGUAAAACAUAAGUGUCAGAACCUCAGAUCUGCCUCCAAAUCAUAUUUUUUGCAGAAGCAUAUUUAAAGCACUUUCCUUUAAAAGAUAGUCCUUACCUGCUCGGAAAAUUUUUUGUUUGUUCUUCUGGACAUUUGUUAAUGUAACCUCUCUCUUUAAUAUAUGUCUUUCUGGGUCCACUAUGUUUACAGACGGGAGACUUGAGAAAGACUUAGUGCAACUGGGGCAGAAAAUGUGCACAUGAAGUAUUUUUCAAAGAAUGUAAUUGUUACCUGAUUGUGUUGGGACCUUUUGACCUCUGUUACGUGAUUCCAUCCCUCCUAGAAAUUCUUUACUUUCUCAUGAAAUGUUUAGAUGACUCUUGUACACUCUUCACGUAUGCGGAGUUGUGUUCAUUACUGCUACUGUUUAAAUUGUCCUGUGCCGGGAGAGCAGACGUCUAUUCUCUUAGUGGCGCUUCAGGUGUGGAUCCGUAAAGCCUGUGACCCAGGCCUGCCGAGUCAAGUGUACAUUCUGUAACACUGGAGGUGGAAACCAAAGGGUUUGAGGAAGAUGAAUGAGGCCUGUUCUCCUUCUGCUGCAGACUUUAUCUCUCAAAAGCAUGAAAAUGAGCAGUGGAGAGCCAGGCUAGACAGAGACAAGAAUAAUUAUUUUGCAAUCACAUUUUCCUGGCGGAUUUUUGGAAGCGGGGGGAAGUGUGGCCACAGUGUCACGAAGACUAAAACUGUGGGUGCUUUGUGUGCGUGCGCGUGCAGACGAGUGUGAGAGAGAAGCAGUGCAGCUGAGCCCGUUGCUUUGUCAGCCUGGGAAGCAGAUGCGCUCUUAUUUUUUGAGGUCGUAUGAUCGCUGACUGUCCCACAGCAGAAAGCAGAGCAAACACUUAUGUUAUGCUGUAAUCAUCCGUGGAAUGGUCACAAGUAAUAAGAUAUUUUAUAUAUGACAAAGUUUUAUGAAAUGCUUUUUUACUAUUAGGGACCUGUCCCUUCUGUUAUUACAGAACACAGUGUCCAUCAACUGCAGGCAUAAUUCUUCUCUUACACAAUUGCAUGUCAGGGGAACUUCUCAUUUAAUUCCAUGGACGUGGGUGUUUUUAGGGCCUUGUAAUGGAUGGUUUUAAUAACUGCUGAAUAAUUUUUGAUUGAGAGGAGAUCUAAUGCAAUUACCAGUCUCUUAGAGUUACAGAGCAGGAGUAAAUGAGAAAAGCUAUUAGAGCAUGUGUACAUGUAAAUUUAUUUGGGCGGCUGAGUAAAGAUGCUGCUUUUGGAAUAAAAUCGGUGCUGUGCAGACACUUGUAACCAAAAUUAUUUUUAUAAGCAGGCCAAAAAGAAGGAGAGGAGAGACCAUGGACUUUUGAGUCUAUAAGUUAUGCAUAAUUAAUUGUAGCUUAUCUGUAUUUUAAUAUCAGCUUCAUCCAGAUUCAGUGAAAGCAUCUUAUUUACAUUUGUGAGGCAAGAUUCUGUCGUAGCCAGUAUUACAGAUAUGUUUCUACAGGCACAGUGACCAGAACGUAUCUCUUCUAAAAUAGAAAUUCUUUUCGGUUACGGAAAGGGAAAGGAGUUGUAAAAGAAAGCCAAGUCAGAACCAAGGCAUCCUUUGCACGUGGGCAGCAGCCGCUGAAGCCACAGUGGGAAACUAAGGUUUGAAUUUGAGUUGUUGAAAUCUCCCAGAUUGCUUUAAAGAGGAAAAAAAAAGUUCAGAGUCAUAUGUCUUUUUUUUAUUAUUGAAAGUUUCUCUUGUUCCUGCACCCUCUUGCCACCAUGGCCAUAAAUACGUAAGAAGGCAGCAGGUAUGGUACUACCCUUGCUCCUUUAAGACCUUUUGGUGAACAUGAGCUGUGUUUAACACAGCUGAAUGUUAUGAUGCUCUGUUUUAAAAGUUUGUUUACUUGAAAAAAAAAAGUUCAGUUCUAACCAGACGUUUCAGCUAUGUCGCUAAAUCUGCAGUGUUAGGAAGAGGGAACUGAGCACCAUCUGAGGCACGCUGGUGACAGUUUUCCCAAGUGCAUGUGUCAGGGUGGCUUGCUACACGGCAGGUGCUAGGCUCCAGGGCAAACAGAGCAGGAUACGGAAUAAUAGAUUGUUCUCAGCAAGGUCAUUCCUGUUUUUGAAUUUGAUUUUUCCCCUCAUUUCAUGUUGGAUUGAAAAUGCAACCAAACUGCUUUCAAGAACACCCAGAAGCUAUCUGUGUUACCAGAUGUGUUGUGAACACUCUAUUUUUCAUAGGUGCUUCCUUCAAAUAUGUCCACUGUAGUGAUGGAGAGGGACUGGACUCUCUCAGGCUCUUAACUUGCCAGUUGUCUCCUGCAGUUAAUGGAAAUAUAUAUUUUAUUUUAGAAUAUAAUUUAAACAUGAAGGUCUAUUCUUUGCACUUUUUAUUAAUAUAUAUAGAGAGAUAAUCUUUAAAAAA